AUGUCGACCAUCUUCCGCCGCGGCCUCUCGACUGCUCCCAGCAUGAGCAACGUCUUCUUCGACAUCACCAAGAACGGCGCGCCCUUCGGCCGCAUCACCUUCAAGCUCUACGACGACGUCGUCCCCAAGACGGCUAAGAACUUCCGCGAGCUCUGCACGGGCGAGCACGGCUUCGGCUACCAGGGCUCGUCGUUCCACCGCGUCAUCCCGGACUUCAUGCUCCAGGGCGGUGACUUCACCCGCGGCAACGGCACCGGCGGCAAGUCGAUCUACGGCGAGAAGUUCGCCGACGAGAACUUCAAGCUCCGUCACACCAAGCCCGGCCAGCUCUCGAUGGCCAACGCCGGCCCGAACACCAACGGCUCGCAGUUCUUCAUCACCACCAUCGUCACCUCGUGGCUCGACGGCAAGCACGUCGUCUUCGGCGAGGUCGUCGACGGCAUGGACAUCGUCAAGAAGAUCGAGGGUGAGGGCUCCGGCUCGGGCAAGACCAAGUCGACCAUCACCAUCGCCAAGUCGGGCGUCUGGUGCGUCGCUCGUUCCUCUUCCUUCGUCGCCUGA
Molecule: messenger RNA, 561 nt
Organism: Rhodotorula graminis WP1
Lineage: Eukaryota; Fungi; Basidiomycota; Microbotryomycetes; Sporidiobolales; Sporidiobolaceae
Exons: 9
Coding region: 1-561 (186 amino acids)
Biological process (GO): protein peptidyl-prolyl isomerization; protein folding
Molecular function (GO): peptidyl-prolyl cis-trans isomerase activity
Source: RefSeq, a predicted model, not a curated record